GUGCGUGAUUCUCCCGCCCCUCCCCAGACGGCCGCAUGGAGGUGGAGUGCCACGAUGAGCACAUGGUCGCCAGGAUCCCGAAGGACGUCCUCCUGGGACUCGGCGCCUCUUCGCUCAGGCUGCGCACGCAGGCCGAGGGCUGUGCGCUGCGGGACGACGGGAAGUUCGUCGUGUUCAACGUCUCGCUCGCGGCUUGCGGGACCGACUUUGAGGAAAAGGAAAGUGACUUUGUGUUCACACAGACUGUAACCCUUGUGACUGCCGAUAGCAGCAUGGUCGUGACAUACGACUACAUCAGCAUCCUCGUCAACGCAAUAUGCAAAAUUCCAAGGUUCAAGUUGCUGAGUCAAGGUGUCUUCAAGGCGAAUUGGUCUAAAAUGUCCUUGGAACAGAUCGCUUAUGCAAGCCUGGAUCUGAAGAUGGAUUUCUACACGGAUGCACAGUUUACGGAGGCUUUUUCUCCGAGCCAGUACCCACUGAGCUUGUCGCUGGGCCAAUACUUGUACCUUCAGGUGUCGAUCAAAAGCGGCCUUGACCUUGUGCUUUUCACUAUAGACUGCUACGCUACACCCACCAGCAGCUCCCAGGACUCGGUAAAGCACUACCUCAUCUCUGAAGGGUGCCUCAACGCGGACGUCCACAACCACACGGCCAGCCGGACAAAGCGGCGCUUCAGUUUCAAGGCUUUUUCCUUCGCAAUGGCAAACGCGCAACACUUCUACGUCCACUGCUACAUGUUGGUGUGCAAGACAACGGAGCUCGACUCGAGGUGCUGGAGGGGCUGCGCGCAGCAGCCGCGACGGAGGAGCAGCAGCAGCAGGAGCAUCUCGUCUGUGUCGUCGCCGGUCUACCUGCUCACCCGUGGCCCCCUAGUGAGGUGGCGUGAUGAGACUCCUGCGCUGGAAGGGAUGGCGCACUUCAGCACGCCCGUUUUGAUGGCUGUGUCUGCGUGUGUCACCGCUCUGCUCAUGCUUGCUGUGUGCGUGAUUAAGUUGAACUCUGCUCGUAUUUUUUUCCUGUGCAUGAGAAAAUAAAAUGAGGGGCAUGAAGAGGUGUACGCUUGAAGCCUUUCAUUUCAGAGUGGUUGUGUUUGAUUUCUGGUGCUGCCAAAUUGCUCUAAAACUCCGCUUUGUGUACACGUGAUCUUUUGUACCAGAGCAGUGUGCCUACGGUGAUGUUUCUGUCCAUGGACGCUGGUCAAUUCAAAGGAACCCAGUGUGUGCGCAGA
Molecule: messenger RNA, 1228 nt
Organism: Petromyzon marinus (sea lamprey)
Lineage: Eukaryota; Metazoa; Chordata; Hyperoartia; Petromyzontiformes; Petromyzontidae
Source: RefSeq, a predicted model, not a curated record